GCGGCGGAGCGGAGCCGGGUCGAGCUGAGGGGAGCGGAGCUGAGGCGAGAUGAACGCGGUGCUGGCGGUCAAGCAGUAUGUGUCCAAGAUGAUCGAGGACAGCGGGCCGGGCAUGAAGGUGCUGCUGAUGGACCGGGAGACGACCGGCAUCGUCAGCAUGGUGUACACGCAGUCGGAGAUCCUGCAGAAGGAGGUGUACCUCUUCGAGCGCCUCGACUCCGUGAACAGGGAGGCCAUGAAGCACCUGAAGGCCAUUUGCUUCCUGCGGCCCACCAAGGAGAACGUGGAGUUCCUCAUUCAGGAGCUGCGGAGGCCGAAGUACAGCAUCUAUUUUAUUUAUUUCAGUAACGUGAUCAGUAAGAGCGAUGUCAAGUCAUUGGCUGAGGCUGAUGAACAGGAAGUUGUGGCUGAAGUUCAGGAGUUCUACGGCGAUUACAUUGCAGUGAAUCCACACGUUUUUUCUCUCAACCUCUUGGGCUGCUGCCAGGGUCGCAGCUGGGAUCCGGCUCAGCUGUCCAGGACAACCCAGGGGCUGACUGCUCUGCUUUUGUCUCUGAAGAAAUGCCCCAUGAUUCGGUACCAGCUCUCUUCUGAGUCGGCGAAGAGGCUUGCUGAGUGUGUGAAGCAAGUAAUCACUAAAGAGUAUGAGCUGUUUGACUUUCGGCGCACUGAGGUCCCUCCUUUACUUCUCAUUCUGGACCGGUCUGACGAUGCCAUCACCCCACUUCUGAACCAGUGGACGUACCAAGCUAUGGUUCACGAGCUGCUGGGGAUUAACAACAACCGCAUCGACCUCUCUCGGGUACCAGGGAUAAGCAAGGAUCUCCGGGAGGUCGUUCUGUCUGCCGAGAACGACGAGUUCUACGCCAAUAACAUGUACCUGAACUUCGCAGAGAUUGGCAGUAACAUCAAGAAUCUUAUGGAGGAUUUCCAGAGGAGGAAACCUAAGGAGCAGCAGAAGCUGGAAUCCAUAGCAGAUAUGAAGGCGUUUGUGGAGAAUUACCCGCAGUUCAAGAAGAUGUCGGGCACGGUGUCGAAGCAUGUGACGGUAGUGGGAGAGCUCUCUCGACUGGUUGGUGAGCGGAACCUGCUCGAGGUCUCUGAAGUGGAGCAGGAACUGGCCUGCCAGAAUGACCACUCCAACGCUCUCCAGAACGUGCGGCGCCUCUUGCAGAACCCCAAGGUGACGGAGUUGGACGCUGCCCGGCUGGUGAUGCUCUAUGCCCUGCACUACGAGCGGCACAGCAGCAAUAGCCUGCCAGGGCUGGUGACAGAUCUCAAGAACAGGGGUGUGUCAGAGAAGUACCGGAAGCUGGUGUCUGCCGUUGUGGAGUAUGGAGGGAAACGGAUCCGGGGCAGUGACCUGUUCAGUCCCAAGGAUGCUGUAGCCAUCACCAAACAGUUCCUCAAAGGACUGAAGGGUGUUGAGAAUGUGUAUACGCAACACCAGCCUCUGCUUCACGAAACACUAGAUCAGCUCAUCAAAGGAAAACUCAAGGACAGCCAGUACCCCUACCUGGGUCCCAACACUCUCCGUGACAGGCCCCAAGAUAUUAUCGUGUUCAUCAUCGGCGGGGCGACGUACGAAGAGGCUCUGACUGUCUAUAACCUUAACCGCACCAACCCGGGCGUGCGGAUCGUCCUGGGUGGGACCACGAUCCACAACACGAAAAGCAGGAAGCCUGGUGAAAUCUAAGUCCUGGGCGAGAACCUGGCGUUGUCCAGCAGCUGCUCCGAGCUGGGGAGGGAGGAGAACUUCGGUGUUACCACGUCGAAACGCAGACCAAAUGCAACAGGAAGCACAAGUUCUGUUUCUCAGCGUUUGGGAUGAAAUUUCCAGAGCUGAUGAGCAGCUUUGGGGUGCCUCAGCAGUCUCCUGGAGUUCAGGAAGAACACGCUGUUAACCGCGCAGGCGCGGUGUGUCAGGAGUUCAGCUGUCAGGCGCUUCGUUGAUCUCGGUUACUGACAGGUGGGCUCCAGUGUAGGGAGCGGCCUAAAAAACGGCUCGCUUUUCAGACCGAUGCUGCUGCAUCGGACUCCAGUGUGAUAGUUAUAAAAUCCCUGCACUUUUGCCCUUCCUCGUGCCUGUAAGGGAUCUUCAGGCUCCAAAGCCGCCCGCACAGAAGCAGUAACAACUCUCUCACAAGGAAAUCCAGCGGUUCCUAUCGUCACGGGCUCAGAAAAAAAAGGCCCAAACCCUCCAAAUUCCGCGUGCCCGCUCUGAAAUUUGGCCCUGACUUUAGCUUAAUGUCGGAUGAUUGGAAAGCUGAACUGGUGCUAGCCCAGAAGUAAAUUGCUUUUAUGAACUGGGUUACAAAGGCAAGUCUGUAUUAGCCCACAUAUCGACCAGUUCCUGCCCAAAUUACCCAGCUUGCUCAACCUUCUGCUUUACAAAGUAGCCUUUGAACUAAAUCCUGUUUUAGCCAAGCCUAAAAUAGUAAGAAGCAGCGAUCAGGGGGGCGUACUACCUGCUCUUUGGCUGAUGAAAAGCAAGGGGUUAAGUAAAUUGUCAUCUCCCAAGGAGGCAAAAACCCCUGGUUCAUGUUCAGCCUGGCAUCUGCUGUAACCUCAGUGCGUUUUGAGGCCGUUUUUGACAUCUACCAACGCGCUGGCAUCAAACUUCAGCCGGCGUCCGCGCUGCGAACCCGGACGGCGCUGUCAUCGCGCCGCGCUACGCACGAGAUCCAGAGUAAGCGAUCCGGAGCUCGCCGGGAUGGUAAAAACUUUUCACACCAUAUUGGAGGUCGAGACCUGCCCCGAAAGUAUCGGUGUAGCAGAUUCAGCAAAAACUGUCACUUGAAGUGGGGGGGGGGGGGGGGGGGGGGGGACAGAGAAAACUCACCAGCAGCGUUUUGAGUAGGAGAAGGAAAGCAAGCGUGUGGCGAGGAGGAGGGGUGAGGAGCUGGCUUGAGCUUUAGGGUGCCGUCCCAGCGCCGCCGCUGACCUGUGAGGUGACGCUGGGCAGCUUCCUCCUUUGUCUGUGUGCACCAGAAGGGCUCUGAGCGGGGACUGUCUCUCACUUCUGCUUUACGAAGUUCAAGAUUUGCAGCCACGUUGUUGGGCUCCACUUCUUGGAUUUGUGCUGUAAUGAGUAACGUUAGCUCGUUAGGGCUUCUACCGUGACUAGGUUUUGGCGCAGUCUCUGAAUUAUUUACAGAAAAACUAGGAUACUGUAUCAGAAUUUGCAUUUCAAAGAAUGAAGUGCAAAAAAAAAAAAAAGAAAAAGAAAAAAAAAAAACGCUGUUGCUUUUUAAGGGCUGACUACUAUAAGGUCCUGUCUGGGAACUCCGGGACGGGGACUGCCAAGGGUCCCACUCUAAAAAUAAUCCUGCCUCGAAUGACUUGCUUUUCCCUAGUGGCUCGAGUAAGAUUUCCUUAGUGAUGAGAAUGAGAGGCCACAGUAAUAAUAAUAAAACUUUAGAACUUUGGAGUCAGUAAUCUCAAGCCCUUUUCAAGGGCUCCUGCCCAGGGAGGAGGAGCGGCCCAUGCAGCGGAGCGAGCCGACUCGCUCGGGACACCUGAGAAAUGAAGACGUUUCCCGAGUGUCAACUGCAAUUCUAGCAAAGUGCCCGAGAAUCACGGAUAUUUCAGCAAAUACACAUCUUGAAACGUUGGUGAGGAAACGUUGAUUUUAUUGUGUCCUAACUCCUCCAGUAAUCCACUGGCCUUCCUUUAAUGAACUGCUACUUAUUUCUGCUGGAUUAGGGUUGAUAUGUCACAAUAAACAAGGAGAUUUUUCUAUUAAUGCGCUGAGCAGCCCAUGCAAGCACACUAAUCCUGUGCUCUCAUUGUUCUUACCAGCCCAACUUAAAUUGUGAUCAACAUCUGUGUUUACAGGGUGGGGGAUGGCUUAAGGGAUAUCCAUUCUGCUUUUUUACAAAGCGAGAGACAAACAAGCCUUUGGAGCUGGUUCUGUUGUUAGAGCUGUGUAUUUGUGGGAAGCUUAUCUGUUCACGAGACCAUCUGGAUUGUCCAGUGAAUACACUGUAAGUAAAUGUUCUGAAGUGUGGGAGUGAAAAAUACUCUGUGUAGGGAUGAAAAAUACAACCUUCUGUGUUUGCAAAGAGGGUCCCGAAGUGGACACAGUACGGCCCUGUUUAAAGGUUCCUUAUGCUGCACAGGCAUGUCAAGGAGAAUCUGUCCCUUUUGAUCUUUGUGGAUUUAUAUCCGUAUAGAUGCAAAAUAGCGGCAGGCAUCUAAUAACAGUGCUCAUAUUCUGAAGUGAGACAUGUAGUCAAAGGGAUUCUUUAUAAAUAAAUCAGGCUCCAGAAGCCAGCAGGC
Molecule: messenger RNA, 4281 nt
Organism: Tyto alba (common barn owl)
Lineage: Eukaryota; Metazoa; Chordata; Aves; Strigiformes; Tytonidae
Gene: VPS45
Product: vacuolar protein sorting 45 homolog
Exons: 15
Coding region: 50-1696 (548 amino acids)
Biological process (GO): intracellular protein transport; vesicle-mediated transport
Cellular component (GO): Golgi membrane
Source: RefSeq, a predicted model, not a curated record